AUGAUGCUCAUAAACUAUAUUUUGGUAAUAACAAUACUACCAGCAGCAAUUGUUGUUACCGAUGGAAGGAGUAAAUCCAAGCCUUCCAUUUCAAGACUCAAUUCGUUAUGGCUUUCUCACUUCUGGCGAAGAGUAUCAAGCACUUCGGAGCGCAUCUUCGAAAAGCUAGUACCAAGGAUUGUUCAUUUUGCUCGAAUUCCCCUAAUUUUCCUGCUGCUGGCUGCAUUUGCCUCAUCUGUCUAUGCCAUCGUCAAACAACCGGGUAUCCGCUUGCCAGAGAAAAAUUCGAUGCAGGUUCAAUUCUUGCGCACCAGUCAUCCCUACGAAUGGUUUGAUGAGAAUGCCGCGACGCUAUUUGAUUUUUCGAACGGUCAACGACUGAAAAUGAGUGUUGUCGCGAUCUGGGGCAUCAGACCAACAACAACUGCAAGUGCUCUGAUUCCGAAUGAUACUGGAUUGCUGGAUGUGGAUGGAAAAUUCACUGAUGUUCUUGCCAGCAAUCUUAUGGAAUUCCAGACCCUGCUGAAACGUCUUAGUUAUCAAUCAAGUCCGGGCGUGAAGCCUAACUUAUGGCUUGACAAAUUUAUCAAAUGGACACAGCUGAAUACAACCUCUCGAGGAUGCAAACUGUUGAGUGAGAGACGAAACGAAACAUUUACGAAUCGACAGCCUUCCGGCGAUAUGUUGACACGUUGCUUCUUGCUUUAUGGUCAAACUGAGUCACUACCAGUCUUCAACGAACUCUCUGCAACGAAUAGUGAUGGGCCAAUUUUUGACAAAAAUGGCAUAUUGUUGGCUUAUUAUUUGGUAGCACAAAGCAAAUACAAUUUUUCAACAGUUUUCAACGAAAUGAAGCCAUUUUUUGAUUUUCUAGCCGAGGCACGCCGUAUGGUACAGAGUUCCGCCAUUUCGGGUAAAGCUUUUUUGUGA
Molecule: messenger RNA, 930 nt
Organism: Gongylonema pulchrum
Lineage: Eukaryota; Metazoa; Nematoda; Chromadorea; Rhabditida; Gongylonematidae
Source: the annotation of a GenBank genome assembly